This is a messenger RNA of Benincasa hispida (wax gourd), 1597 nucleotides long. RefSeq names its product indigoidine synthase A family protein. Gene Ontology annotation, molecular function: pseudouridylate synthase activity; hydrolase activity, acting on glycosyl bonds. Lineage: Eukaryota; Viridiplantae; Streptophyta; Magnoliopsida; Cucurbitales; Cucurbitaceae. Gene Ontology annotation, cellular component: cytoplasm. The record is from RefSeq and is a predicted model, not a curated record.
AUAGGUAAAUGAAAACAGUCUCAACAGUCGACACACACUGCUCUGGUUUUCAGUUGGAGAAAAGAAAAAUGGCGUCUUCUUCUUCUUCUUCUUCUUCUUCAGCUCUCUCAAGAAUAUCUAAUCUCAGUAGACACUUUCACUCACCAGACUCGAAAACCAGCGAUAACCCACAGGGUGCCAUUGACGCUCUCGGAAGAGGCCUAAUUAAGAUAUCCUCCGAAGUUUCUGCUGCCAUAUCUCGUGGGCAUCCUGUUGUUGCCCUCGAAUCAACCAUCAUCUCACAUGGGAUGCCAUAUCCACAAAAUCUGGAAACUGCAAAGGAAGUAGAAGCAAUGGUGAGGAAGAAUGGAGCAGUUCCUGCAACUGUAGCAAUUAUAGAUGGCACACCAUGCGUAGGCCUGAAUGAGGAAGAAUUGGAGAGGUUGAGUAUUCUGGGAAACCAAGUCCAAAAGACUGCUAGAAGGGACAUAGCACAAGUUGUGGCUAGCAGAGGAAAUGGUGCUACUACUGUUUCCGCAACAAUGUUCUUUGCUUCUAAGGUUGGCAUCCCUGUGUUUGUGACUGGUGGCAUUGGAGGAGUUCAUAGACAUGGUGAACAAACAAUGGAUAUAUCUUCUGAUCUCACUGAGCUAGGAAGAACCCCUGUAGCAGUCAUCUCAGCUGGUGUAAAAUCGAUAUUAGACAUCCCCAGGACCCUUGAAUAUUUGGAAACUCAGGGAGUGUGUGUUGCAGCUUAUAGAACAAACGAAUUUCCUGCAUUUUUUACUGAAACCAGCGGCUGCAAGGCACCUUGUCGUGUUGAUACCCCAGAAGAUGCUGCGAAGCUUAUCGAUGCGAACAUGAAUCUUGGGCUUGGAAGUGGAAUUCUGAUUGCUGUUCCAAUUCCAAAUGAGCAUUCAGCUUCUGGAAGCUUAAUUGAGAAUGCAAUACAAAGCGCACUUCAAGAAGCUCGGGAGAAAAAUAUUGUGGGAAAUGCCGAAACUCCUUUCUUACUUAAAAGGGUGAAUGAACUCACUGGAGGAGCCUCACUCGCUUCAAAUAUUGCACUUGUUAAGAACAAUGCUCUUGUGGGUGCUAGGAUUGCUGUAGCCCUUGCUAAGCUCAGAGUGCAAUAGCAGAAAGGUACUUUUCAAGUCCUUUUAGUUUUGGACUGAUUAUGCAAAACCAUUCUAAGUUCCCUGCUCAUCUGCUUGUACAUUGUUCCUUUGCUUCAUGUUUUUGGCACAUUAUUCUGGAUGCUUUUGAUUGGUCAUUAGCGUUGCUCUGACAAUAUUUUUUAUAUCUUGGCAUCCCUUUUGGUGAGCCAUCCGUUUCAUGGUGCAACAAAGAUUGUUUGGUUGACUAUUGUUCUUGCCUUUCUCUAGACUUUAUGGAGCGAGUGCAAUAAACGUCUCUUUCGACACUCCUUUUCUUGUUUUGAUAAUUUCAUGGAUUUGGUUGUCUAUUGGACUAUAUUGGUGCAAAAGAAGGCAUCCCUUUAAGCUUUUUACUCUUUCCUAUUGAGUUUCCAAUUGGAAAUCUCUUUUGUAAACACCUAUAUAUAUGUUUGGGGGCUCCUUAUUUCAUUUAUUCAAUGAAACAUUUUUUCACUAAAAAA